Periophthalmus magnuspinnatus is the source of this 3813-nucleotide messenger RNA. It is a transcript of the gene phf24, whose product is annotated as PHD finger protein 24. The record is from RefSeq and is a predicted model, not a curated record. The transcript has 9 exons. Gene Ontology annotation, molecular function: calcium ion binding. Bases 489 to 1763 code for a protein of 424 amino acids. NCBI's taxonomy places the organism in Eukaryota, Metazoa, Chordata, Actinopteri, Gobiiformes, Gobiidae.
UUGUGCCUGCCCGAGCCGAAGGAGCACCACAACUUAUUAACCUGCCACAUCUAGCCUACGUACGUACACACGACAUUAGAAGCUGCGUGGAGAGGUAGCAUACAACAGCGCGCAUGGAGAAGAAGGAGGAGGAGCAGGCUACUACUCUCAUGCACCGCGUAAAAGCGCUGAUUUAACUUGAGUGCGCGGACACGAAGAGACUGACUGCAGCCAGACGUAACCAAGCGGGAAAGAACAAGCCAGGAAGCCAGAAUUCAGCACCGGAGCUGUCCAUUCACGGCCCCAACACGGGAUACCACACCGCGUCUUAAGACAUUCUUUUCGGGACUAAACUGCAGCGCGCCCGUGCCAUUUUUUUGGUUUUGUUUUUGUUUUUUGCGCGCGCUUUGGCCACUUCUGCGUUCCUGUAAAGUGUUUUCUUGCCAUGCUGAAAGGAUAAAGUCGCACCAAGUCUGUAACCUCAGCCUACACACCCUUUAAAAAACGCCAUGGGAGUGCUUAUGUCCAAGAAGCAGCAGGUGGAGAAGGUACAGAAAUGCAACGCCGUCGUCUCUGCUUUCCAAGCCGGCAUCAAAGACCGCCCACCCGCCGCCAAACCAGUGGAGGUACCAGAAGAGGGUGACAAAUCCCAACAAACUCAAGCUAGCAACCCGGGGGAGGAGAAGAAGACGGAGGAGCAGACGGAGCAGUCGGAAGUGGACCAGAGCGCCGCACCCUCCACGUCGCAGCAGUGCUCACUUCCUGGUCGGGAGGAGUGCAAAGUCAACCAGGAGGCGUGGUCAAGGCUACGGGACGGCAAGGGGGUGGAGCCGGAGGAUUUGGACAAGAGCCAUCAGCUAACACCGCCGGCGUUUGUGAGGCCCAAAAGAGAAGCAGACGAUGAUCAGCCUGUGGAGAUCGAGCUGGGGAUAAGAGAACAGCCUCCCAGUGACGAGAUGUGUGACGUAUGUGAGGUGUGGACGGCCGAUGACUUAUACCCCUGCCGGAUCUGCACCAGAGUCUUUCACGACGGCUGCCUCCGGGAACUGGGCUAUCUGAGCACAGAGGCCCUGCAGGAGAUGAGAGACACGGCCCACACGGUGACGGGCUGGAGCUGCUACUACUGUGACAAUCUAAAUCUGCUGUUGACCGAAGAGGAGAUGUACAGCCUCAUGGAGACCUUCAAGCAGUGCAAGAUCAUCCCAGAGUCGUGCCUGGUGUCAGAUGAGCUCCUGCAGUAUCGCCACUUUGUCUCUAAGCAGCAGUUUGACAAAGACCUGACAGACGAGCAGGAGGAGGAGGUGCUGGCACAGUUCUCUGCUCUGGACCCCGAGAAGAAAGGACACAUCGAGUGGUUCGACUUCCUCUACUUCGAGUCUCUGGCUGUGCUCAGGAAACUGCGCACGGAGAACUCCUUGAUGCGUCUGCUGAGCGGGAAGGAGAGGGACAAGGCCCGCUCCGUGUUCCAGAGUCUGGAUCAGGACAAGGACGGAGUCAUCACCCGAGCCGAGUGUCGCCAGGCGCAGCAGUCCUGGUUCCAGAAGGGCCCCAAGGACUCACAGUCUUGCAACGUCAGAUUCAUGGCGAUCUGCACUCCUAUGUUUUGUGGUAUCAGUCACGUUGGACCCAUUUGUGAGAGCAGUCCAGCCAGUUCGGGCAGCGACAGGAGCAAGACUGACGACAGCAGGCCUGUAACCUGGGCAGACUUCCUGAAGGACAGUGCCAUCUACAUCCUGGCAGCGCGCCCCAACAGCUCUGCCAUGCACAUCCGGAUGCCUCUAUAGUCCCGAGGCCGCGUGGUACCAACGGAGUCCACAGAGCGAGAGAGGGGAAUCCAGCCCACAAGUGUUUGACCAGACCGGGAAGAUCGCCAUGACGACACCACCGAGGACCUGAUUGAAAACAUGUCCGGGUUUUUGAAAGACAAGUCCAUUCUCUCCUCCUCCUCCUCCCACACUCCACGCUAACUACAUACCAGAUGGAUUGACGCACGAAAGACAGGAGCUUGUGAAAAGAGGGGUAUCAGACAAUCACCUACUCCGCACCAGACAGUUCCAAUGGGAUUUUCUGCUCCUGCUUCCGGAGGUGUAGACCUAACAUAUGAGGCUCUGUUAUAAGUUUAUCCUCAUCAUUUUCCUGCUUUGUAAAUGUACAUCUCGUUAUGUGCUUGCCUAAUGAUGAAUUCUUACCCAUCUGUUCUGAUAGACCUCAUUGUGUUUGAGUAAUGCUUUUAUGGAGAUUUUUGGAGGUUCGUUUUGGAGAAGCAGAUAGAAAGCUACAUUACCAUUAUUGUUAACAGUAAUCUAAAGGGAUUAUAAUUCCAUGAUACAAAUCUCUCUAAACCUGCCAGUGGAUCAAUAGUUGGAUAAUACAUGGGGAAUGGCAAAAAUUACAGUUGUCGGGAUGCUAAAAUUGCAUACUUAAUUGAUGAAUGCUGAAAAACUACAGAUUUUGAUAACACAAUAAUGUUUCUUUAGACAGUAGAGUGUAAUUUUCAACACUUCAAUGUGGUUUUAUGCUGUUCAGAUAUAUAUCAAGGUCACAGAAACCACAGAAAAGUAGAAUUGUAUCCUCUUUACCUGAUUUUACUAUCAAUACAUGUUCAAAUCAGUACCUAGUUUUGAUAGUAGUAUUGAUCUUGGUAUUGGCAUAUUUCACAAUUCUACCAAGAACAAGUUAAAAGCCAUACAUUUUGAUGAUAAAUGACAUACCAGUACAUACAUUUCCAAAAGCACUGUGUAUUUUCAGACAUUAACUACUCUGCUUUUGACCAGUAGUACUAAUAGACUCAGGAGUAGACGCAGGGUGUUUAAAGGCCCUAUAUUUAGGAUAUUUCAACUAUUUGGACACCACAUUAGUUGUUCACAUGUUGAUUGCCUUAACUAAUGUAUGGAAAACAAGUAAAAAGGAUAUAGAGCAAAUAUAGAGGAUGUUGAUUCAGUUAAAGAUGCUGGACUAGUCACAUGUAUAUGAAUGAUACAAGACCAAUUCUUGUGUUUUUAAUAGAGAAACAACACAAUUAAAAGAUAAAAAAGUACAUUUUGCACAUUGGGGAUUAGCAUUGCAGAAAAUUCCAAACAAAUAAUGCGAGAUACGGCUAAGUGUUUUCAAGUAUUUUUAAUUAUAAUCCUCACUUCCUGUCUGCUUCUUCAAAAGUGCCAUUGUAUAUGAUACCGUUCUACAUAACACCACGCUAUCCCUUUAAACCAUUUCACAAAUCCAGGUAUUCGCACUUUGCCAAGACUUCUGGUGGGAAUGAAUGCUAUCUGCACACACAGUAUUAUAAGAACUGCUCUUCAUGUCGGUAUAAAUGAAAAUGCAUUAUUACAAAGCUCUAUUUAUUCCUCUGCCACGCCCUGUUUCAGUCUGUUCUUCUGGAGUACUAACUGUGAAUGGAUGCUAAUGAAAGCUAACCCACUAUGUGAUGUGUACAUACUGCCAUAGUGUUUCUCUGUAGCUGCAUACAAGGUGGGGACGUGCUUGUUCCGGUGCCGUUUUUGCACUGUGGGGUUGGUAAAUGGAUUGUUGAAUGUUGAACUACUGGGUGGCGGAUAGCCCCUAAUGAACUACAGAAAGACAAUGGGAGAUGGUGCACAGGUUUGAUUGCAUCCCUUGUUGAUAUGCAUAAGCACUGUUCAAAUGUAUAGAAAAUGUGAUGGCAAAGCUGUAAUGUUGAUUAAAGAUUAUGGUGCACAGAUGCUGGUUCUAGGAUCACUGACAGUAGAGAUGUAAUAUAUAGUGUAUGAUGUGAUAUGCCGGGUUUGUUAGUGCAAAGAGUUUGGUUCUGACAGUUGUGUCACAGCACUGAAAUAAAUGCAUGGCAUUUUCCUCCUG